AUGAAUAUAUUUCGUUUACUCGGUGACUUGUCCCAUUUGUUAGCUAUUAUUAUUUUACUCCUGAAAAUAUGGAACACAAGAAGUUGUGCCGGCAUAAGUGGCAAAUCACAAAUACUUUUUGCCAUUGUUUACACCACAAGAUAUCUUGAUUUAGUGACUACAUAUAUAUCAGCGUACAACACGUUUAUGAAAGUAAUUUUUAUUGGUGCAUCAUAUGCUACGAUCUUCCUUAUGUAUGCGAAAUUCAAGGCAACUUAUGACCAUAACCAUGAUUCGUUCAGAAUUGAAUUUUUGAUUCUACCAACGAUAAUUCUUGCUGUAUUCAUAAACCAUGAAUUUACAAUUCUAGAAAUUCUCUGGACAUUCAGUAUUUACUUGGAAUCUGUAGCUAUUUUGCCACAGCUGUUUUUAGUAUCGAAAACUGGAGAAGCAGAAAGUAUUACCAGUCAUUAUCUAUUUGCAUUGGGUUCAUACCGUGGUCUUUACAUAUUCAAUUGGGUUUAUCGUUAUUAUGCUGAAAGCCAUUAUGAUCUCAUUGCAAUCAUUGCUGGAGUCGUUCAAACUGUCUUGUACUGUGACUUUUUCUAUCUUUAUAUUACCAAAGUACUCAAAGGAAAAAAAUUACAGUUACCUGCUUAG
This is a messenger RNA of Cotesia congregata, 639 nucleotides long. NCBI's taxonomy places the organism in Eukaryota, Metazoa, Arthropoda, Insecta, Hymenoptera, Braconidae. The record is from the annotation of a GenBank genome assembly.